AUGGCCACCGAGAUGGUUAUCAAUUUACUAUUGGAAAUUUCAAUCGCCAUUUUUUUAAUACACCUAAUUAAUGCAUUCGUGUAUUUGGGUUCCGAAGACAAUGAUUAUAAAACCAUUGCCGUUAAAACCUUUGGGCAAUUGGCCAAAAUAGUGCUCUGGAUAGUGGCCGUUGUGUUGGUUAUUUCAACCAUAUUGCAGAUAGACCCCAUAAAGGUCAUUACGGGUUUGGGUGCGGUAACCGCUGUGUUGAUAUUGCUUUUUAAAGACACCAUUGUGGGGUUUGUCACAGGAAUUCAGGUGGCGUAUUCUCAAUUGGUUAAAGUGGGAGAUUGGAUAAAAGUCCCCAAAUAUGAAGCCGAUGGAUACAUCAAAGAAAUUGAUUUAAUGUCGGUUAAAAUCGAAAAUUUUGAUAAGACGGUGUCGUCCAUACCCUCUUAUGAUUUGGUGGCCACGGAAAUCAUCAAUUAUGAUCCCAUGACUACGGGCGGUACUCGCCGCAUCAAACGGGCCAUUGUGUUUAACGUGAAAAGCUUUCGAUUUUUAAGCGAUCAGGAUGUUCAAAUGUUUCAACAAUAUCAUUUAUUGGAAGGCUAUAUCAAACACCAUUGGCCGUUGAUCAAAGCCCACAAUCAAACACAAAAAAUCAACACCCAAAUAUUGGGCAAUGGUUUGAAUUUCACCAACAUUGGUUUGUUUAGGAAUUAUGUUCAAGCCUACAUUGCCAAUCAUCCCAAAAUAGACCCCAAAGGCCAACAAUUGGUACGCCAAUUGCAAAUGACCGAAAAAGGACUGGCAUUGGAGAUUUAUUGCUUUACAACCACCGCCAUUUGGAAGGACUUUGAAGAGAUUCAAUCCGAUAUAUUCGAUCAUUUAUUAACCAUUGCCACUCAAUUUGGAUUGGAUGUGGCCCACAACAAUUCAUCGAAUUAA
This is a messenger RNA of Notodromas monacha, 930 nucleotides long. Lineage: Eukaryota; Metazoa; Arthropoda; Ostracoda; Podocopida; Cyprididae. The record is from the annotation of a GenBank genome assembly.